CAAAUAAAUAUCCAUUUAAAUGGGUGGCGAAACUCUACUUGAAUUCUCUUAAACACAAUCAAGAACAAAAAUGGCAGCUCAAGGUACUUGCCUUAAUCACGUCUCCCGAGAAUCCUCUGAUGUCAAACGCCUAGCCCAAUUUUACAUUGAGAUAUUUGGGUUACAGAAAGUUGAAGCUCCAAGAUUUGAAUUUGAUGUGAUAUGGUUGAAGCUGGCACCGUCCUUUUAUCUUCACCUUAUCGAGAGAGACCCGACUACGAAGCUUCCAGAAGGUCCAUGGAGUGCCACGUCAGCCAUCGCCGACCCGAAGAAUCUGCCCAGAGGUCACCAUGUCUGCUUCACCAUAUCCAAUUUCGAUUCUUUUGUUCAGAAGCUCAAGGAUAAAGGAAUUGAAGUUCAUGAGAGGACUCAACCAGAUGGCAAGACCAAACAAGCCUUUUUCUUUGAUCCAGAUGGAAAUGGUUUGGAGGUAAGCAGUGGGGCUCCUGCCUCUUAGACAGUGACCAAACUGUUGGUGUUCCGCGUAAGUUUUAGAGUAUAAUAAACCCACAGGACUCGAAAAACAUUAGCUCAGAUGAUGACCUUGUGUAAAUUUUCGUAUUGAUAAGAGAAUAUUGUGUCGUUAUAGUUAUGCUUUCUCCUCGCAA
Molecule: messenger RNA, 647 nt
Organism: Solanum pennellii
Lineage: Eukaryota; Viridiplantae; Streptophyta; Magnoliopsida; Solanales; Solanaceae
Product: lactoylglutathione lyase
Exons: 4
Coding region: 71-496 (141 amino acids)
Source: RefSeq, a predicted model, not a curated record